AACUCCUGACACAGCCAGGUCGCACGGGGCGCGGCAGGGAGGAAGGGAGAUUGAGAAAGCCCUUUUCCCACAAAGCCGCUGUGCGGCGGUCCCCGGUCCCCGCCCCCUCCCCCGGGCCACGGCCGGAGUGCGGGGAGCCGCCGCGAGCCCUUUAAGGGCCGAGAGGUGCGCGGUCUCUUUAAGGCAGGUCCUGGUGGUUUCUGUUUUCCGAAGGAAGUGACGGGGGGUGGGAUUGAAUGAAAAGUGCAAAACAGAGUCUCGGAGCGCCGGAGUCGGGGGCCGCGGCAGUCGCGGCGCUGGGCCGGUGGGCGCGCGCGGGGGCCCCGGGAGCGCCGCGUCCGCCUCGGAGCUGCCGGGGGGCGCGCGGCGGAGCGCAGCCCACGUGCGUCCGCGCCACGUCGCUGGCCCCCAGCGCCCGAGCCCUCCGGGGAGCCGCUGCCCCGCGCCCCGAACUAGCCGGUAACUUCGCGCGAAGUUUGGCAGCGCCCCUCGCCGCGCGGUCGCGGCGGGCCGGGGCCCCGGGGAUGCGCCCACCCGGCCGCCGCGGGGUCCCCACGGCGCCCCCCGCGCUGCUGCUGCUGCUGCCACUGCUGCUGCCGCUGCUCGUGCCGCUGCUGGGGGCGCUGCGCGGCGUGGGCGCGGGGCCGGGCGCGCCGGCCGAGCUGCGGGUCCGCGUGCGGCUGCCCGAUGGCCAGGUCACCGAGGAGAGCCUGCAGGCGGACAGCGACGCCGACAGCAUCAGCCUUGAGCUGCGCAAGCCCGACGGCACCCUCGUCUCCUUCAUCGCAGACUUCAAGAAGGAUGUGAAGAUCUUCCGAGCCCUGAUCCUGGGGGAACUGGAGAAGGGGCAGAGUCAGUUCCAGGCACUCUGCUUUGUCACCCGGCUGCACCACAAUGAGAUCAUCCCCAGUGAGGCCAUGGCCAAGCUUCGACAGAAUCCACAGGCGGUGAGGCAGGCGGAGGAGGUGCGGGGCCUGGAGCACUUGCACAUGGACAUCGCCGUCAACUUCAGCCAGGGGGACCUGCUGAGUCCCCAUCUCCACAAUGUGUGUGCCGAGGCCACUGAUAGCAUCUACACCCGCCAGGAGGACGUCCGGUUCUGGCUGGAGCAAGGUGUGGACAGCUCCGUGUUUGAGGCUCUGCCCGAGGCCUCGGAGCCGACGCACUGCGGGCAGGUGGCGGAUGGCGGGAAGCCGUGUGUCUGUCGCUACGGCCUGAGCCUGGCCUGGUACCCCUGCCUGCUCAAAUACUGCCACAGCCGCGACCGGCCGGCCCCCUACAAGUGCGGCAUCCGCAGCUGCCAGAAGAGCUACACUUUCGACUUCUAUGUGCCCCAGAAGCAGCUGUGUCUCUGGGACGAGGAGCCCUAGCCGGGGCCGGGGCACAGGCGGUGGUCCUUGACGUAGCUGCUCCGGGUCCACCAUGCUUCCCCCAGCCCCCAGAGGGGGUGGCAGCACCCCCUCCCCCACUGAGGCCUUACUUCCCUUCUCCCUUCUUCCCCGGAGCCUCUGGCCCCAUCAUGCAAGACUGUGAACAGGGGUGAGGCACGGCAGGGGUUAACUCGUGAAGGCAGCCACCCCCCCCCCCCCCCCCCCCCCCGCUCCCAGCCUGUGCCUCCCUUGGGGACAGAGGGAAGGGGGCUCAGAUUUGCCCCCUCCCUUUAGUCUCCCCUCAAGUGUUCUCUUUCAAGCAACCAAAAUGUGAUGGCCUGUGAUUCUAUUUAACUCUUUGAAGGCUUAGACCCUAGAAGGUGUCUAUGCCUGUGACACCGACCCCCCCCCCCCACCACCCCCCCCACGCCCUGACUCGCCCGUCUGGAGUGAGCCGGCCCCUCUGUACCAUCGAAUGCCCAACAAGGAGGGGAUCCCUGCCCCAGAGAGGGGGCUGUCGGGGACCGUUGCCAUGGCCCCUACACCAGAUCACGGUGCAUUCUUGUCAUUGCUGGCCUCCAACGCUGGGGCAGGUGAGGACCUCCCAGCCCUGAGACAAAACCACGCGUGCCUUUCCCCAGACCCAGACUCUGUCGAGACAGCAGGCAGUAGCGUGCCCCCUCUAAAUGGAAAUAUUUUUGUAAGGCUCUGGGGCAGGGAGGGAGCAUGAAGUAUGAGGAAAACUUGAAUUCCAGAUUUUUAAUGCAAAGUAUUUAUCAUUUGUACCAGAAAUAAAAGUUUAAAUUUU
This is a messenger RNA of Zalophus californianus (California sea lion), 2178 nucleotides long. It is a transcript of the gene OAF, whose product is annotated as out at first homolog. The coding region runs from base 237 to 1370 and encodes 377 amino acids. NCBI's taxonomy places the organism in Eukaryota, Metazoa, Chordata, Mammalia, Carnivora, Otariidae. The transcript has 4 exons. The record is from RefSeq and is a predicted model, not a curated record.